GGGGCCUGCCGGGCGGCCUGCGUCAGCAGCGCCGUCAACACCUGCACCCUGCCCGUGGUGCAGGGGCCCUGCAAGAGCUGGGAGGCCCGCUGGGCCUACAACACACUCCUGAAGCAGUGCCACUCCUGCGGCGGCUGCGAGGGCAACGAGAACAACUUCGAGAGCCGGGGGGCCUGCGAGGACGCCUGCCCCUUCCCCAAGUCCCUGCCGUGCAAGGCCUGCCGGCUCAAGAGCAAGAUGGUGUUGAGCCUGUGCCGCAGCGACUUCGCCAUCGUGGGCCGGCUCAUGGAGAUCGUGGAGGAGCAGGACUCGGGCAUCGCCCGCUUCGCCCUGGAGGACAUCCUCAAGGACGAGAAGAUGGGCCUCAAGUUCUUCAACAUCAAGUACCUGGAGGUCACCCUGAGCGCCAUGGACUGGAGCUGCCCUUGCCCCAACAUGACGGCGGAGGAGGGGCCCCUCAUCAUCAUGGGGGAGGUGCACGACGGCAUGGCCAUGCUGGACCCCAACAGCUACGUCCGGGCCGCCAGCGACAAGCGGGUGAAGAAGAUCUACGAGCUGCUGGAGAAGAAAACCUGCGAGCUUCUCAACAGGUUCCAGGACUGAGGUGCAGGCUGCCCUGGCUGGGGGCAGCCUCAGGGGUUUGGGGUGGGGGUCAGAGUCCUCC
Pelodiscus sinensis (Chinese soft-shelled turtle) is the source of this 664-nucleotide messenger RNA. The record is from RefSeq and is a predicted model, not a curated record. NCBI's taxonomy places the organism in Eukaryota, Metazoa, Chordata, Testudines, Trionychidae.